AUGGUAGAGAGUUGUCAAUAUAGUUAUUUUGGGGAUUUUUCUUCACCGAUAUGUUGUGAUGAUUCCUCUGAUCUAAUAUUCCUUGAAGCAGCUAUAGAGCUACUUGGUUUUGUCGAACCCGUAGAAAAAACUCUAGCUCCGUCCGUGAUUAUUAGCGCUAAGGAGAAAAUCCCUUUAGAGAUUGAUCCAGAAAAUGUUAUCAUUAACACAAGCGGAGAAUUUGAGCCAAAGCUGCAUGGCUCGGCCCAACCCGUAGACGAAGCUCUAGCUCGGUCCGUGAUCAUUAUCUCUGAAGAGAAAAGUCCCUUCAACAUUGAGAAAGAAACUACACAAGCUACCAAUGCAAAUCAGGUCAAAGAGAAUAGAAAAAGAAAAAAGGGGAAAUCUAAAAAUGGCGAUGAAGAUCCUUGGUUGCCUGCUGGAUGGAAAAUGAUUGAAAAAUAUCGUAAAAAGGGUAAACUUGCAGGCUAUGUUUAUAAGACUUAUAAGGCACCAGGUGUACGAAAAUCUUUUGGAUCAAAAAAACAAGCUCUUGAGCAUAUUAAGAACCAAAAACUAGAUGGAGUUGACAGUUUCAGGGGUGAUAAAAGUUUGGAAGAUAAUGUACGAGAGGCUCAAACUGCUAAAGGCACACCAGCUAUGUCAAUCAAAGAUCAAGUUAGUACGACUCUGUCUGAAACUAGUGCGACUGGUGGAGAUGCGAGAUUAAAUGCAAACACCUAAUCAAAGGUGAAGGAGAAAUUCCAAUUAGUAGUACCAAUGAGACAAUUAAGUACAUUAGUAAUCUGGCUUAGCCAUAUUAAUUCUUGUUA
Lycium barbarum (goji berry) is the source of this 812-nucleotide messenger RNA. RefSeq lists its product as uncharacterized. Gene Ontology annotation, molecular function: DNA binding. The transcript has 6 exons. The record is from RefSeq and is a predicted model, not a curated record. NCBI's taxonomy places the organism in Eukaryota, Viridiplantae, Streptophyta, Magnoliopsida, Solanales, Solanaceae. The coding region runs from base 1 to 723 and encodes 240 amino acids.